Messenger RNA from Zea mays, 3714 nucleotides. RefSeq lists its product as uncharacterized. The transcript is spliced from 7 exons. The record is from RefSeq and is a predicted model, not a curated record. Bases 801 to 3329 code for a protein of 842 amino acids. Lineage: Eukaryota; Viridiplantae; Streptophyta; Magnoliopsida; Poales; Poaceae.
UUGCAGUUUCCCGCCCGCUCGCACAUAGGUGCGAAAUUUGCCCAGCUACUUCGCGCGCUCCCUUCCCGCAUCCGUCUCUCUUCUCCAGCAAUUAUACUAUCCACAGUAGGCAGUAGCCGAAGUUCCUACCCUCCCCUUCGCCUCCAUCUCUCUUCUCCUCACGAUUCACGAACGCCAGAGCUCCUUCCCCACUCCGGCGUUGCCAAGAAGCCAGCUUCCUGGCCCCGUCUCCCUCCGCUCGCCAGCAGCCUUUCGCUGUCAUCCAAGGUCCGCACCUCCAGCUUUUCACGCCCGCCCGCCGCCGCGCCGGGCGCCGGCUCUUUCUGGUACGUAUUUUGAUAAUCUGCGGGCUAUAGUAGAUCUAUAUUUAUCCUUUUUUGUUGGAAAAGGAUCUUUGUUUAUCUUGGCAUUCCCCUAACGAAAGUUGCGGAUCUGUCAGUUGAUCUAGUUGAAUGAGCCGUGGCUAGGACUGAUUCCGUUGUUUCUGUUGCUAUUGUUUUUUUUUGGGGUGGGGGGGGGGGGUGGCGGAGGCCGUUGGCGGCACUGUACACUGGGGAUUCCGCGAAGAAAUGCUCCUCUCGGGCAGAAGUGUUCGUUCCAGGGCUUCAGUAUUUUUUUAGGAAACUGGAGAGGCCGAAGCCCCUACAGUUGUUUCAGGGUCAGGGCUUCAGUGUUGCCAUCCAGUUUCUCAAGGUGGAUGCCACUGGGGGUUUCUUGACGAGUACAGGGAUGCGACUACUGUUUAUAAUCCCUGAAGAGGAAAUAUUUUUCGAUCUGUACCAUUGCUUUCCAAAGCCACAAUGCCUGCUUCUGCUUGCACACAUCUUGAUUCUGGUUGUACUAGGAAAUAUACAAGGUUCAAGAAUAUUCACGCAGUUUAUGAUGAAGAUUAUGACAGGGAUCCUAAGAGGAUCAAAACUGAAAUCAUUGAUUCGGAACUAAGUGUUGGUUCUGUCAGUGACAAGGAUAGUGAACAAGAUUGUGAUGAUGUAUUUCUCAAGGAUCUCAGGACUCAGUGUAAAGCAAAGAAUUGGAAGACUUCAAAAAUCACAUCGGAAGGAUGUGGCAUUAAGAAUCAGGCUAAAACAGAAGAUGACAUUGAUCUUGAUAAGCCUCUUAUUGCAUUGAAACAAAAGAGUCCAAAAACAUCUCUUGCUAAGGAUAAUGUAAAGAUGAAUGCACUAAGAUCUUCUCCAUGUGCUACGAAAGAGGAAGAUACAACAUCACAUAGAGACAAGAUUCUUAGUUCUUCCCUGAUCAAAGCAACAAUGCAAGACCCAGUAUUAGAGAAGCUUGGAAGGAAAUUUGCAGAACUGGAGCAGUCUAAAGUUGUUAUUGAUUGUACUGAAAUCGUUGGUGAUCAAAUUUGUUGUGUUGAAGUGAACAAUACAGCUGGAGCUCUAGCGAGCUGUGCAAAACCUGAUGUACUUUGUGAAAUAAAAGCUGAAGAUACAAAUUAUUCUGAAUUUGGAACUUCUAUCUGUUCCAUAAAGAAUCCUGAGCAUUCAUCCUUUAAGCUGCAACAGAAGCUGGUAGCGGGUGAUGACUGUGUGCCUCAAUAUUGUUUCAUGACUCGACCAGCUCAAUUAGCCGAUGUUUCUGAUCAUCCCUGCGAACAAACCUGCAGUAUCAACAAUUUUGAUGACAUUACAGCUGCAAAAGCAAUUGAGGUUUCUUCGUUAGGUCUCACUGAUGAAACGAGCAAUCAUCAGAAAACAUCUGAAAAUCUAACUGACUCAGAUGUGUGUAAGUCCUCUACCGCAAAUGGGUUUAUAGCUUGUUCUUUCAAUCAGUCCUGCCAUGAUCUUGUGGAUAGCGAUGAACAUUGGAAUUUAUUUGUUCAUCGGAAUGAGCCUGUGAAGCUUUUGGAAGAGUUGUCUUCUGUUGAUGAAUCAUGCGCAGAUACUCAAUCUGAUUUAUGUGGAAGCACAAAAAUGAAUUGCACUUCCCUUGAGGGGGUUGUGCAGAUGCAGGCUGAGGGCCAAUUGGAUUCAAUAGUCUGCUGUGGUGUAAGGCCAAAGCAUAUGUUACUAGAUAUGGAAAUUAGACAUACAGAAACUGGUGUAUUCACCUUUGAUAAGACUAUUGACUUGGCUCAUCCUGCCAAUUUUGUUGCACAAGAUGGAAGGCUAGAAAGUAUAGUAUACGAUGUUUUGAAUAAUCAUGCACAAAGGACAGCCUCUAAAAACGAAUCUUCUGUUGGACUCCCAGAAACUGCUGUGAGUCAGAGCUCACUUAUUGACUUCACUGACAAUUGUGUUGAAGACAAAAGGGCUUCAGUUGAUAAAAUUUUACCUCCCAAUAAUCUAGACUGGCCAUUGAAGGAUAAGUUAAAUUCUACAACAGACUAUGACAUUUGUAGGCCUAUUAAUGAUGAUGAAGGAUCAGAAGAAGAAUUAGUGCCUCAACAUCAGUUAUACCAGUCGUGUAGUGAUAAAUUCAACCUUAGCAGUGCCAUGCCAGAGAUUUCUAAUGCUGAAGAUUCACAAAAAAUAUCUGCCGGAGCUCAAAAUUCUUCUGCUACCUUUUUGGAAACUGAUGGGCGAAUUAAAAAGCCAAAUUUUUUUGUGGAUGAAGAACCAAUUGAAGAAAACACUCCAAAAGUAUUACUGUCCAAGAGAAAGAUUAUGUCACCGAUGUCUCAGGAGAAGCUUUGCAGUGCUCUGACUGGCAUUGAUUUGUGUGAUGGAGUUCAAAGAUUUAAGAGCAAAAUCAUUAUUGAAGAUCAUGAUAAAACUACAAUAUCAUUGCCUCAACCAGCACACAUGCAAGACAGAUCAAUGUUGUCCACAGACAGGAGACUUAAGAGCAGGACUUUUGUCUCCCCUACAAGCAAAGGAGUUCUGAAGUCAACAGGAUCCCCACCCCAUCAACAUACAACUUGCUCUUGCACGAGAAGUUCACCAGUGGUCUUAGACACCGAGAAAGCUGUUGAAUUUUCACAAAGACAGAUGCAUGAUAUAGAAAAUAUAGCUGCUAAGCUUAUCAGGAGCUUGAAGCACAUGAAAAGUAUAGUGGAUGAAAGUUUGUCAACAGAAGCAUAUUCAUUACUUCCUAAUUUUAACAUUGCUGAGAUCAGAGCAGCCUCUGAGGAUGCAUUAGAAGUGGAGAGGACUACGAGGAAAUGGCUGUCGAUAAUGAACAAAGACUGCAGUCGCUUUUGUAAAAUAUUGAGCCUAGCAAAGAAGAACGAUGUUUCUCAUCCUGAAGCACCAAGGAAACAAAGAAAAAUAACGUUUGCAGAUGAAGCUGGAGGAAUGCUCUGCCAUGUUAAGGUUUUCAAGGAUGGACAAGCCUCUCUUCUUUCUGAAUGCCAGAGUGAUUUAUAGACAUACUAAACUGGUUAUCAUCAUGAGAUUUGAUCAGAAAAGCAACAUUCUUGAGUGUUGGCAAUAUCAAAAAAGCUGCUCACUUGAACCAAAAUAAUGAGAAUGCUUCCAUUCACCUUAGAAACAGAUGGAGAAGCUAGUGCAUCUUGAAUGCACAGUAUGUGUUUUACUGUAAAUUGAUUGAUGACAAUCUUGUGGCAACUCAGUUAUUAUCCUUGUUUUUUAAACAUAUUUAGUGUAAAAACAAUUAGAGUGCUUACAUGCUAACAACAAUUUUUGUACAUUGGAUGCAAUUUAUUUUUAGACUAUUUUCUAAAGAACCCCUAUGUUUUUAUAGAAUAGGAUGUGUUGUCUUUAGGUGCGAUCUAAUAAACAAGAUUUGAUA